Molecule: messenger RNA, 1626 nt
Organism: Mesorhabditis spiculigera
Lineage: Eukaryota; Metazoa; Nematoda; Chromadorea; Rhabditida; Rhabditidae
Source: the annotation of a GenBank genome assembly
AUGAAUGGCCCCCCGUAUUCUGGCCCACCGAUCAACCAGCCAUAUGGAUAUCCCGGCCAACCCCAAAUCCCCUACACAGCACCAAUGACAAUGCCACCUUCCAGUUCUGGUAUACCGUAUCAAAUGGCACCACCUGAAGCGUCGGCCAAUGUACUCAAGUCUGUGGAGGGCCAACGCGUCACCUAUUCGAUCCCUAUCAAUCCUCAACCGACAAAGGGAUACGCUGGAUUUGGGUCAUUCCAAGGGACAACAGCAAACCCGGCACCUCCCACCUGUCAAAUUACGGAAGACGUCGAUGAUGAUGAUGAAGAUGAUGAGGAGGAGGAAGAAGACGAACAAGAAAGAGACGAGAACGGGCAAAUUAUCGAUCCAAAGACGUUAGCCGCCUUGAAAGUGCAGCGACUACUGGCGAUGUACGACAACCAAGAGGAAGUGACUGAAACCCCCGAAGAGCCUGUGCCUCAACCGCCGGUGACACCAUCCCCACCAGCGCCAACAACCCCCGUGAUCGUGCCGCGCGUCACGCUGAAGUAUCUCGAUGUCAACGAGCAGCCGUUGUUCAAGCCGGCCGUCGUCACGCCGAUUGACGAGGAUUUUGAGCAGAAGCUUAUGGUUCAACCGUUCCUGACGGGUUAUGGGCGAGUGCUGCGGCCUGGCGCAUUCAUCCCUUAUGACAUGCGGAGCACGGGUGCGAUUCCGGCCAUUCCCCAGGCGGUGCUCGACAAGAUGGCCGAGAUUGUCGGCGAAGAUGGCCGCGUCCUCAAGCCGCAUCCUUCACAGCGAAAGCGACCUAUUGGCGAUGAUUCUCCAGAUUCGCCAGAACCUCCUCUCAGCAAUCGACCUGGCCUCCUUGCGCACCCUGAUGGGCGGGGUCCAACCAUUUCACAGGCUCCGGGCCCUCCUCAAUUAACCCGUGCGCACCGUGGCCCUUUGAUAAACGGGCCUGUCCACGAUGCAGAAGCGAUUCCCCGGAACCCACCGCCACGCCGAAGUUCUCCACCCAACAAGCGUCGCCCACCUCCACCGGCCGGGCGUGGCUUCUCACCCCCUCCGGCUCGGGGUUUCCCGCCGCCACGCGGACAACGCGGAGGCUUCAUGCGGGGACGUGGACCGCCGCCAGGGCCAGGCGCACGCCGAUUUCCUCCUACCUAUCGGCAACCGGACGGCCCACCGCCUAGAUUCACGCCGAUGCCUCAGUCGUCGUCUGGACCAAAUUUCCCGCCACCGAGGAUGAAUCCACCUAGACAAGGACCGCCUCCUCGAGACUCGUGGAAUCGUAGUGAUACGGGAUGGAAUGGAGAGGACUGUGGCUAUGGAUCAGGUCCGCAUCCUGCAGAUCACCGUAUGAAGCCGCAGCACCAAUACCAGGAGGACACGUGGCGGUCAAGUCAGAACAGUAGUACUGAAGAAGAGUGGUAUCGGCCUCCUCCACAUCAAAGCUCGCAUAGUGAAUGCCCAGAGCCGAGGCAUCAUCCGGGGAGACCGAUCAAGCAGGAGCCCGUUGAUGAGCAACCCUACUACCAACACGGCAACAAUCAAGCUCACGGCGCACCGCGGCAGGAAGAUGACUGGGACAGCACACAAGACGCUAUUGCCGCACUGUUAGGCGGUGGCGGCCGCUUUCCC